Molecule: messenger RNA, 1376 nt
Organism: Tupaia belangeri chinensis (Chinese tree shrew)
Lineage: Eukaryota; Metazoa; Chordata; Mammalia; Scandentia; Tupaiidae
Gene: SMCO2
Product: single-pass membrane protein with coiled-coil domains 2
Exons: 10
Coding region: 210-1316 (368 amino acids)
Source: RefSeq, a predicted model, not a curated record
CAGAGAGGGAAAGUCCAACUGCAAACCUACCUGCCUAAGUGUGCACCACUCAUCAAUGGCCUCCACUUGGCCUUUGGUGCCAGGGAAAGGAGGCUCUGGCAUCAGCAGAACUUUCCAGAAAAACAGGACUGCUGCUAGUCUACCCCAUUGAAUUCUGAGGUGUUUGUGAUUGCCAAAUUGGAAAGAGCAAAGAUAUUACCAGUGCUGAAAUGGCUUUCCCACCCACAUAUCAAAAUGGUAUGGAGUCUCUGCAGAUGAAGACAGUUGGAAAGGAACAAGAGAUGACUGAGAAAAACAAUGACUUUCUCCAAACCCCUAGAGCAACUGAAGGUGCAAGGAGGAAUUUGCUAAGGAAAAUUACCAAAACGGACCACAUCUUGAACAGAUCAACUGAUGACGUUUUCUCUGAAAACCCUCAAACUGACCUCCUCCAUGAGAUGGACAACAAAAGAUGGAAUAAGCUGGAGCUGGAAGCUGAGCAUGACCAGGACAGACAGAGGGAACAGGAUAAGCAAGAAACAGAUACUGUUCAUGAGGAUGCUCAAGAGUCCACAUCUCUGCGGUUUUCAGAGGAGAGCGUCGCUGAACUGAGUCAGGAGCACGUGUUUCUCAAGCUAAACUACUGGAAUGCAAUGAUGGGUCAGCAAGUGAAAGAACUUGGAGAUGACCACUUAGGCUGGAUGGAGAAAAUUAACAACAUUAUGCAAAAAAUAAAUGUAACAGAAAGCACAGUGAAGAGUUUAUUAAAUGAGGUGAUAUCUCUUGAGGGCCAAACCGAAAAUCUGAAGGGCAAGGACCGUGACUCUGAUCAGGAGGCAAUUAUCGAGGAGAAGAUCGUGGAGAUUAGAAAGCAAUUAGGAGAAAUAAAUAACACAUUUAUCCAGGCAGAUGCUUGUAAUGAAGCUCAUGAAUUAAAGGAGAAACUUGUUGAAAAAAUAGAGAACUUCUGUAAGAACAUGACUGUGUUGAAUACAAAUCUAGGAAUGUACCAAAUGCAAGAAAGGAAAACAGACUCUCCCAGUCCUGAAGAAAUGGUUAUUGAAGAAAUAGAGCCACUGCUUCCUCUGGCUCCGCCACCUCCUUUAGUGCAGAACUCACCUCCCCAUGGCACCGUGUGGAAACGUGCAUUGAGGAUUUUCGUCAUGUUUUAUGUCCUCACCUUCACUGGACUGUCGUGUUACACACUAUUUUUUGAUGCCACAUUUAUCUUUGAAACAUUGCUCCCUAGAAUGCUCGGGCGCCGCGUAAUGUGGGAGUUGCGGGACAUUAUUGCACCUUUCUUGCACUUGGAAGUGGAAGACUUGUUACCCUCGUAAAGAUACGGGAGUUACCAUUACCCUACUGUCUCUCCAAUAAAAUUCAGGCUGUUCCUGUAU